Molecule: messenger RNA, 1349 nt
Organism: Meriones unguiculatus (Mongolian gerbil)
Lineage: Eukaryota; Metazoa; Chordata; Mammalia; Rodentia; Muridae
Gene: Inha
Product: inhibin subunit alpha
Exons: 3
Coding region: 229-1188 (319 amino acids)
Biological process (GO): SMAD protein signal transduction
Cellular component (GO): extracellular region
Molecular function (GO): cytokine activity; growth factor activity
Source: RefSeq, a predicted model, not a curated record
CCGCUGGCCUCCUACCCUCGACCCGAGCUGCAGCCGUGCUGCGCGGCGACUCCCAGGCCCGGAGCCCAGAGCUCAGGGGGCAGUCCUUCCUGUUUGCCUGCGCCGCGAGGGGCCCAGCAGCCUAGUUUGCCCGAGGAUGCGGACAGCUGCCAGGGGCCAGAACUGGUCCGGGAGCUUGUCCUGGCCAAGGUGAAGGCUCUAUUCCUAGAUGCUUUGGGACCCCCAGCAAUGGAUGGGGAAGGUGGGAGUUCUGGAAUAAGGCGACUGCCUCGAAGACACGCUCUCGGGGGCUUCAUGCACAGGACCUCUGAAGCAGAGAAGGAGGGUGACUCUCAAGUCAUUCUUUUCCCAGCCACAGGUGCCACCUGUGAGGACCAGCCAGCUGCUGGAGGGCUUGCCCAGGAGGCUGAGGAGAGUCUCUUCACUUACGUCUUCCGGCCAUCCGAACACAUACGCAGCCAGCAGGUGACUUCCGCCCAGCUGUGGUUCCACACGGGGCUAGACAGGAAGAGCACAGUAGCCUCCAAUAGCUCUGGGCCCCUGUUAGACCUGCUGGUGCUGUCGUCCGGGGGGCCCAUGGCUGUGCCUGUGUCGUUGGGACAGGGCCCCCCACGCUGGGCUGUCCUGCACCUGGAGUCAUCUGCUUUCCCUCUGCUGACUCACCCUAUCCUAGCGUUGAUGCUGCGAUGCCCUCUGUGUUCCUGCUCAGGCAGGCCCGAAACCAUGCCGUUCCUGGUGGCCCACACUCGGCCUAGACCACCUAGCGCGGGGGAGAGGGCCCGUCGUUCAACUCCCCCCAGGCCUUGGCCUUGGUCUCCUGCAGCUUUGCGUCUGCUGCAGAGGCCUCCAGAGGAACCGGCUGCCCACGCCUACUGCCAUCGAGCUGCCCUCAACAUCUCCUUCCAGGAGCUGGGCUGGGACCGCUGGAUUGUACACCCUCCCAGUUUCAUCUUCCACUACUGCCACGGCAGCUGUGGGGUGCCCACAUCCGAUCUGCCCCUGCCAGUCCCCGGGGUUCCCCCGACCCCUGCUCAACCCCUGUUUCUGGUGCCAGGGGCCAAGCCCUGCUGUGCUGCUCUACCGGGGAGUAAGAGGUCCCUACGUGUCCGAACCACCUCAGACGGAGGUUACUCUUUCAAGUACGAGAUGGUGCCCAACCUUAUCACGCAGCACUGUGCUUGUAUCUAAAAGCAUCUUGUCACAUUAUCCGACCAUCGUGAGCUAGGAGGAAGGCAGGUUGGAAAGUAGACAGUUCCCACUCCCUCUUUACUACCCAUUUCUGUCUGAGGGCUCCGUACCCUAUUCCACUCGGGUUCCUUGGAUAACAAUAAAGAAGGAAGUGUGUGUGA